UAUUUUGUACUGCAUACACGUUUGCUCUCUAAAUUCACAUUCAAGAGGACUAAACUCUUGUUGGAACAGCUAAUCUCCCAGAGAUGUGUAUAUCCAGAGGUUGAAGAAAAUUGAGUCAGGUAUAGAUCUUGAAUAGCUCUCUCGGUUCUCAGUUUAUCACCCUGUUUAUACAUUUGUGCUUUAUAGCCAUCCUCAUUUGAAACACCAUUCAACCAUGGCUUCCACCAUUUGUUAUUGUCUAUGGUUCUCCUAUGUCACAAUUCUUCACCUGGUUUCCUCACUGGCUAAGUCUGAUAAUUAUAUCAUCCACAUGGACUUAUCAGCCAUGCCUAAACCAUUCACCAACUAUCAUAGUUGGUACCUGUCCACUCUUUCCUCCGCUUUGGACAAUACAGAUCUUGAUACUAAUAAUUUGAACUCUGCCUCUUCUAGGCUAAUUUACACAUACACCAAUGUCAUGAAUGGUUUCAGUGCAAGUUUAUCACUUGCGGAACUUGAAGCUCUCAAAUCCUCUGCAGGAUACAUUUCAUCCAUGCCCGAUUUACCUAUUAAGCUCGACACAACACACUCACCCCAAUUCCUCGGACUCAAUCAUCGAACCGGUGCAUGGCCUGCCGCUAAGUUUGGCCAAGAUGUUAUCAUUGGUGUGGUGGACACUGGACUUUGGCCAGAAAGUAAAAGCUUUAAAGAUGAUGGGAUGACAGAAAUUCCUUCACGAUGGAAAGGCCAAUGUGUAAACAGCAUCGGAUUCAACUCAUCGUUAUGCAACAAGAAACUCAUUGGAGCUCGGUUCUUUAACAAAGGGUAUCGUGCUGAAAACCCCAACAUCACCAUUGUAAACUCAGCCCGAGAUGAUACAGAUGGUCACGGAACUCACACUUCAAGCACCGCUGCUGGGAGCCGAGUUGACGGUGUAUCUUUCUUUGGCUAUGCCCCCGGAUCAGCAACAGGAGUAGCUCCACGAGCCAGGGUAGCCAUGUAUAAGGCCGUGUGGUAUGACCACGCUGUGGCAUCAGAUGUAAUAGCUGCAAUUGACAGCGCAAUAUCAGAUGGUGUAGAUGUUCUUUCAUUAUCACUUGGCUAUGACAAUGUACCUCUAUACGAAGACCCUGUUGCAUUAGCCACAUUUGCUGCCAUGGAGAAAGGCAUUUUUGUGUCUACAUCAGCAGGGAACGAUGGGCCUGACAAACCCCUGCAUAACGGAACCCCAUGGGUGACAACUGUGGCUGCUGGCACAUUGGAUCGAGAAUUACGCGGCACUCUUAAACUUGGCAAUGGAGUCUCAAUCACUGGUUUGUCUGUUUAUCUGGGAAACUUCUCUUCUUCCCAUUUUCCAAUUACUUUUAUGGGUCUGUGUAACAAUGACACUGAACUGACCACCAAAGCGAAGGGCAAGAUUGUGGUAUGUGAAAAUUUUAUUUAUUCAUCAAUUUUAAUUCAAGAGGCAGAAGCUGUUGGGGCAGUUUUCAUAUCAAACGACUCUGAUAGUUCAUUUGGGCAUAUGUUUCCUUCCAUCAUCAUUGAUUCAAUGAAUGGGGAUAUUGUCAAAGCUUACAUAAAAAAGAACUCUGAUUCAACAGCAAGCAUGUCUUUUAAGACAACAGCUUUAGGCACUAAACCUGCACCGAGUGUAGACAGUUACAGUUCCAGAGGGCCAUCUAAGACCUGUCCAUUUGUGUUGAAACCUGACAUCACUGCUCCUGGAACAUUAAUCUUAGCUGCUUGGCCUGAAAAGCUUCAAGUGGAUGUGGAUAACUAUGGCAACGUUACUCUCUUCAACAGCUUCAAUAUCGUAAGUGGCACAUCCAUGGCAUGCCCUCACAUUGCCGGUGUGGGAGCUCUUUUAAAAGGAGCACGUCCUGAUUGGAGCCCGGCUGCUAUUCGGUCAGCCAUCAUGACAACCUCGGACAUAUUCGACAACACCGGGAGAUUUAUCAAAGACGUUGGCGAAGGUUACAAAAGGGCUACUCCUCUGGCCUUGGGAGCGGGCCAUGUCAACCCCAACAGAGCCCUUUUUCCGGGACUUGUUUAUGAUGCUGGUGUGCAAGAUUAUGUGAAUCUUCUCUGUGCAUUGAACUUCACCCAAAAGAACAUCACGGCCAUCACGAGAUUCUCCUCCUUUAAUUGUUCCAGCCCUUCCUUGGAUCUUAACUACCCUUCUUUCAUUGCUUAUUUCCAUGCCAAUGAUUCUUCUUCUAGGAGGGUGCAAGAAUUUCAGAGAACAGUGACCAAUGUUGGGGUGGGACAGACAACUUAUGUUGCUAGAGUGACUCCCAUCAAAGGAUUCCGUGUUAGUGUCAUCCCCAACAAGUUGGUGUUCAAAGAGAAGAACGAGAAGCUAAGCUACAAGUUGAGGAUCGAGGACGCAAGAAUGACAAGGGAGAAUGAAGUAGCUUUUGGGUAUCUCACUUGGAGGGACAUGAAGCAUGUGGUUAGGAGCCCUAUUGUGGCAACCACCCUCAAAUUAGAAUCCUAG
Lotus japonicus is the source of this 2476-nucleotide messenger RNA. RefSeq names its product subtilisin-like protease SBT3. The transcript has a single exon. Lineage: Eukaryota; Viridiplantae; Streptophyta; Magnoliopsida; Fabales; Fabaceae. Gene Ontology annotation, biological process: proteolysis. Gene Ontology annotation, molecular function: serine-type endopeptidase activity. The record is from RefSeq and is a predicted model, not a curated record. The coding region runs from base 215 to 2476 and encodes 753 amino acids.